AUGCCAGACAAACUUUGCUGCGCGGCCAGGAUUCAGUCCAGUGCCACAGGCAUUGCUGCAGAUCUCAACCCGCUUGUGAAGCGUAAUGUGCUUUCCUGGAGGCAAAGUGAACGAUCAAAUACGCCUGUUGUCUUGUUGAAUCUACUGCCUCAAGGCGUUGAAGUUGUGGUCGGCAUCCAGCAAUUCCAUCCAGAGAAUCACACGAUUGAACUGUUGGAUGGGACGUUUCUUUCUGACAUCGACGAAAUUAUCUUCUCCACUGGAUACCAAUACACAUUCCCCUUUCUACCUCAAUAUCACAACUCCUCCAUCAAAGGCAACGAAGAAGGGCCGCAAGACCAACCACAGCCGAUAGUAACUGACGGCACCCACUUCCGUUCGCUCUGGCGGGACCUAUUCUACAUCGAUGAUCCCACACUGGCGUUCAUCAACCAGGCAUGCUAUUCAAGGCAAUCAUCAUUCCUCGCUGACAGAGAGCGAACCAGGACCCCAACGUUGUGA
This is a messenger RNA of Mycena indigotica, 501 nucleotides long. Its product is annotated as Dimethylaniline monooxygenase. The transcript is spliced from 4 exons. The record is from RefSeq and is a predicted model, not a curated record. Bases 1 to 501 code for a protein of 166 amino acids. Lineage: Eukaryota; Fungi; Basidiomycota; Agaricomycetes; Agaricales; Mycenaceae.